ACCUUUGUUGCUGAGUGAAAUUCUUAGACAAUUAGUAUGACAGGACAUCAGCCAAGUGCUGGCAUGUUUAAAGGCUGCUCUUUUCUGUCCUCAGUUCAUUCGCCUAACAUCAGGCAUCACAACAGCAAAGAUGGCUUUUGGUCUUCACUUGUUGUUGCUCUUGUGUGGGAUUAGUGGACUGUUCACUGGAACUUGUGCUCGUGCUAUAAAGAAAGAUCAGUCUUGCCCUCCAGGCUGGACUCAGUUGGACGACCGCUGUAUAAUCUUUCAAAAUGAGGCAUUAAAUUUCCGACUUUCCGAGAUUGUCUGCAACAUUCUUGGUGGAAACCUGGUUUCAAUCCACAAUGAUCUGGAAAAUGAAGUAGUUCGACACGUGAUUCUGGCAGGGGCUGGAUCUUUUCAGCGUUCUUGGAUUGGGCUCCAUGACCGGGUUGUGGAUGGAGAUUUUUUUUGGACAGACGGCUCACCCUUUGAUUUCAAUGACUGGGCGAAUAACCGGCCGAGAGUGGAUACAAAUCAAGACUGUGCAGAAAUAAACUUUCGAGAUGUAUCCUGGAAUGAUAUUGGGUGUGGUGCGCAAAGAUCCUUUGUGUGUGCCAUGACAACAAGGUCAUUUCCUCAGCAUUGGCGUAUCUAGCCAAUUUUUCAGUACCCCCAAAAAUUAAUCCCAACACCCCUUAAAUUUGAGAGAUUUUGUUUUCCGACCUGGACUCGCAUCAAAUGUGUGACAUUUUGAAAAUACUGUAUAUGAGCAUCCGAGGUGCAUGUAAAACAGCUUUUGUUGUCAUAAUGAAACAUCAGUUUGUUGCGUCACGCGGCAACAGCAUUCGACAAAAUAAAAAGCUUUUGAUAAAUUUUCCUCUUUAACAUCUGUGGAUGAAACAUCCAAAGUUUGAAUUUGAUUGGAUAAGAUCUUUAUGAGGAAUUUGUUAAAUAUAUAUCCUAUAUAAAAGGCAGAAAAUAGAGCAAAAUGUGAAAGUAAGUUAAAAAAGGCGGACUUCCUGUUGGUUUAAGAUACUUUUUUGUAGGUGUUGGUGUAGGUGUUGCUUCGUCAAAAAUUUGGCAGGGGCGCCACUGAGCUAUUGUUUUUUAAAUAGCACAAUAAUAUUGCAUUUUUCGCCAGGCUUGAUGUGUGUGCAUAAUUUCAGUUUUCACAAGUUUUACGCUAAAAAACAGUGCCGUUUUAUUGGCAAAGAAUGCGGCAAACAUCAUUUUAAGAACUUUUAACAUCCCAGGUCUUGAGAUGGUACAGACCAAGUUUAAAUUCAAUUGAAUGAAACCUCUAGGACAAGUUUGCAAAAGUAAAUGUGCAGAAAUCAUCCAAAAGUGUACAUUCAAAUAAAUCAUAACUCACUUCCUUUUGAUUUUAGAAUAUGGCUUCUGCAGAGUUUUUUUUUUUUUUUUACUACUAAUUACAGUAGUUCAAUGGCAAACCUACGGCCAAUUGUGCUAUAUACGGGGUGCUACAGAGGCUUUUUUUUUUGUAAUUAUGUAUGACAACACCAGGCCCAAUGUAUGUGCGAAUUUUUUUUCAUUUUGGGGCGUGUUUAGGCCCUCAAAAAUGCGAUUCAUUGAAAGAAUAAAAAUGGUUUCUACAAUGUGUGCUGUGUACGUGUGUGUGUGCUGGUUUGCAUGUUCAUGUGGGUGUGUUUUGCGUUUAAAUGUGGGGGUGCGAUGGGUGGAUAUACUUCUUGUAUUGCAUAUUUGUAAUUUUUUUCUCAGUUGCAUUUUAAUGUUUGAAAAGUAAAAAUAAAUGCAUUUGAUUUGUUGGUA
Messenger RNA from Phyllopteryx taeniolatus (common seadragon), 1773 nucleotides. Its product is annotated as galactose-specific lectin nattectin-like. NCBI's taxonomy places the organism in Eukaryota, Metazoa, Chordata, Actinopteri, Syngnathiformes, Syngnathidae. Bases 131 to 637 code for a protein of 168 amino acids. The record is from RefSeq and is a predicted model, not a curated record. The transcript has 7 exons.